Molecule: messenger RNA, 858 nt
Organism: Insectozyma verbasci
Lineage: Eukaryota; Fungi; Ascomycota; Pichiomycetes; Serinales; Debaryomycetaceae
Source: the annotation of a GenBank genome assembly
AUGAUUAGAAAACAAGCAAGAGAAAGAAGAGAAUAUCUAUAUAGAAAAGCAUUACAACUACAGGAAUCAUCAUUAACUGAAAAAAGACAAAAAUUAAAAGCUGCACUAGCUUCAGGUAAACCAUUAUCAAAAGAGUUAGCAGAAGAUUUUAAAUUGCAAAAAGAUUUCAUAUAUGACGAAAGUAUUCAACCAGAUUUGGGGAUAGAUGAUGAAUAUAGUGCAAUGUCAGGUAUAUCUGAUCCCAAAAUCAUAUUAACUACAAGUAGAGAUCCAAGUGCAAAAUUAUUACAAUUCUCAAAAGAAAUUAAAUUAAUGUUUCCAAAUUCAUUAAAAUUAAACAGAGGUAAUUAUAUAAUAAAUGACUUAGUUAAAACUUGUUCAAGAGUUCAAAUCAGUGAUUUAAUUUUACUACAUGAACAUAGAGGUGUACCUACUUCAAUAACAAUUUCACAUUUUCCCCAUGGACCAACUGCUAUUUUCACGUUACAUAAUGUUAAAUUAAGACAUGAUUUACCAAAUUUAGGUAAUAUAUCAGAAAGUUAUCCACAUUUAAUAUUUGAAAAUUUUAAAUCAAAUUUAGGUAAGCGUGUUGAAAAGAUUUUAAAACAUUUAUUUCCUCCUGGUGUUAAAAAGGAAAGUUCAAGAGUUAUUACUUUUAUAAAUAAUGAUGAUUUUAUAAGUGUAAGACAUCAUGUAUAUAUAAAAACAAAAGAUGGUGUUGAAUUGAGUGAAAUUGGUCCAAGAUUUGAAAUGAAAUUAUAUGAAAUAAGAUUAGGUUUACCUGAUAAUAAAGAUGCUGAUAUCGAAUGGCAAACUAGAAGAUUUAUAAGAACAGCAAAUAGGAAAAACUAUUUAUAG